Patiria miniata (bat star) is the source of this 7500-nucleotide messenger RNA. It is a transcript of the gene cep128, whose product is annotated as centrosomal protein of 128 kDa-like. Lineage: Eukaryota; Metazoa; Echinodermata; Asteroidea; Valvatida; Asterinidae. The record is from RefSeq and is a predicted model, not a curated record. Bases 290 to 3646 code for a protein of 1118 amino acids. The transcript has 25 exons.
CGUGGAUGAAUGCUGCAUUGUUUACACACGAUCGGCUGUACUGACCUGACUGACACAGCAGAACGAGCGGCCAUUUCAAUUUUUAUAUUCUCGAUACUCCCUGACCCGCGUACCCUGCGUUGGAGGCAACAAGGAUCCGCCAGCGUUCGUGGACAUGCUGCAUUAAUCAUAAUGGACGGAUUGUAAGAUCAAAACAGCGAAUGACUGAAUGACCUCUAAGAUGCUACAUUUGGCUAGAUGAUGCCUUUUGGCAAUAAUUUCAAACUGUGACGUAGAAGAGGAUGAUUUGAUGACAAUGUCUUCCGACACUGAUGGAUAUGAGCCAUCCGACUCUAGCACCAGGCCUAGAGUCAUCAGAACAAGACACCCAAGAUCCUCAUCCUCAGUGACAGAUGAGGUACAAGGUUUGACAUCCUCCUUAAGGAGCACAAAUCGGAAUUUGAAAGCUGUAGAUGGGAUGCUGGGCUAUUACCGAGACGACAACGAGAGACAGAGUGCUGCCAUUGAAAGGUUACGAGAUAACCUUGCCCGCUCCACCGAAAGCCUUCGACAGGAGCGAGCCAAACGUUUGUCCUCAGUGCACAGUAGUCCUGGAAGGAGCAGUCAGCCUCUCAGAGCUAGUGACUUGGAGGAGACACAAAGCCGACGAAGAUACAGACCUACAUCACCUCUCGAUGAUUAUACUAUUACAAGAGGAAUGAGACGGUCGAGGGGAAGGCACCUGAGGAGGCCAUCAGUGAGAUUCCAUGAUGAGUUGGACGAGAUUCAUGAUAUUCACGAGACGGUGAGAGAUUUGAGUGACAGUCAUCUUCGCAUGGAGGAGGAUCUUGAUCAGGAGAUUCAGCUCAGGAAUCAAGCUCACAUUGACAAUCAGAGAACGCUACGAGAGCUCUCAGACAGUCUCAGACAAUCACAGCAAAAAGAGGAGGAAGAAAAGUCCUCUGAGCGAGUUGAUAAGAAGUUGCAGGCAAUCCAAGAGGAAUUACGACAGCACAGGAUACAUCAAGAGGCUCAGGAAAAGAAAAAGAAGGAAAAUGGCCAGCUAUCAGCUGAACUGAAGCAGGCAUUAGAAGCUCAGUCGAAGAAGGAAGAGAAAGAGACGAGAGAGCGACUCUUGAAGGCAGAGACAGAGAAGCAGCAACUGGCCAUGCAGCUAGAGACAGCAAAGCGCAAAUUGGAACGAUCGCAAGGUGUCAAGGCGGCUAUGCAAGACCAGAUUGAGGACUAUAAGCAUCGCUUGAGACUCACCGACCAUGAACGCUCAGUCAUGCAGGAUAGACUGUCAGACUUACAAGAAUCCAUAGAGCAAGAAGGGCUGCCACUUAACAGGGCGGACAGAAUACAUCAAAGAUUGCAAGAAACAGUGGCAAAGGAAGAGAAAGACAGACAGCGCCUUGAGGAAGAGAUUGACAGAUUGAAAGUACAGCUGAGUCAGUCUCAGUCCAUGAAAGACAAUGAGAAAUAUCAACGGGAAUUACAACGAAGUGAAAAACAACGUGACCAGUUAUCACAGCACUUGGAGAGUGUCACCAAGGAGUUGGAGAACAAGGAAACACAUGCUGCAAAGCUGGUUGCCCAACUACAGGAUACCAGCGACAAUCUUAAGGCGACUCAGGAGCAUGAGAAGGUUGCCAUGGCUCGGCUGAAGGAGCUUGAGAAGAGACUAGCUGACGGCGACAGGAAAUCAGAGCGGCAGGAGGAGAGGCUAGCAGAGCUGCAGAGGAUGCUGGAGGAAUCUCAGUACAAGAAAGACGAUAUCAGGACCAAGGCCAGGGAGAAAAUAAGACAGUGGAAGUUGAAGUGUGCUAAGCUGCAGAGAGACGGGGACACUCUGAAGCAUCGAUUGUCGCAGGCCAUGGAUCGCAACCAACACUUAGUGACAGAUAACCAGUCUCAUCGGACACAAAAUGGUGCCUCUACACAUCAUGUGGACAGCAUGCAGAGAGAAAUCAACGAUAUUCUGGAGAAACGGGCCCACCAAGAUGAACAGUUACGUCUCAAAGAUAUUGAGGUCAAUGAAUUGAAGUCUUUGCGCAAGGACUUGGAGCUAGAACUCAGGGAUACGCGGAACUUCAUGGACAAGUUGGAUAAUGAACUGAGAGCCCACCAGGUCAGGUACAACAUUUUAGCAGAUGAAAAACUGAGACUGGAAGAGGAUUUGAAUUCUUUCAAGACCAAAAAUCAGCUGGCGGAGGACCACAUCCAUAAACUCCAGAGUGAAUGGCACAAGGUCAAUGUAGAGCAAUCGGAGCUGUCGGCUCAGCUAGCGGAGGAGUCUGGCGGUCGGCGAGUAGCAGAGGCUCACAUUAGGCAACUUACGCAAGACGCCAAGACAGCCAAGGAAGAUACAGAGCGACUCACCCAGCAACUGAAACAGGAAAAACAAAACUAUGGGAUGCUUGUUGAGGAGUUGCAGAAAGAAAAUGAAGCCAAAAAGAGUCAGGGAGAACGGAUGAUGAUGGACCGCUCCAAUCGCCUCAAGCGUGAGCGAGCCGAGAUGGAUGCGGAACUGCAGACCCUCAAGCUCGAAAUUGCUGACGGCCAGUCUCAGUUGAAGACAUUGCGACGGCAGCUGGAAGAAAGCCUCACGGACGCGGAGAAAGCCAAGACUGAGUUGGCCAGCGCAGAGGAAGAGAAUGGAAGACUCCAUCGGAAGUACGAACGCGCAAAGGCUGGUUAUCAGGAGCAGGCCCAACUCGCUGAAGUGGAAAACAAGCGGGCAACCCAUCUGGAGAGACGUCUGAAAGGACUCUCCACCCAGGUAACGGAGCAGGAUUUGGAGAUUGAGAGCAUUCUGCAAGCAAUUAAUCAGCAGGUUGAUUGCCUUGUUGUGGCUUGUGCAGGACAAGAUGAGAUACACAAAGUCGUCUCAUCACCGACUAGAGAUACCAAGCAUAGACCGCAGCACUGGCUGGCGGAAAUCAAGAGUAAACUGCAGUGGCUUCAGGAGGAAAUGAGCAGAAAGCUCGCCCAUCAGAGAAAACUGAAGAAAGAUCUGGAGCGCAGCCGAAACGACGCGGACGAUGUGGCAAGAUAUGGCGAGCUUCAAAACAGGCUGCUGCAAUCUGAGAUCAGCAAACAGAGUGACCUGCUGCAUGAACUCAAGCAAAAUAAUCAAGAUUUGAUGGAAAGCAAGAUGCAAAAGGACGUAGCAGUGAUGUCGUUAGAGAAGCAGGUGGAUCAACUGGAGCAUCAUAUUGAGACGAAUGUCAGAAGCCUACGUCGGAGCCUUGAACUCAUUCCUGAGCCGGCCACCCCACCGAGAGACUCGCCCGCACAGGACUAUAAAAAACUCAAGGAUCUGCAGGAGGAACGUGACCGAAUUAACGACAGAUACAAUAGGUACAAAGGCACCGUCACCCUGUUACAGCAACAGUUGGAGGAAGCCAAGCAGUCUGCUGUAUUCCAAUCGCCAGGGAAAAGUCCACUUGUACACAGCUACAAAGCCAAUCGAAUGUCUCCGCCAAUUUCUAGUCUGUCCUCGAGGAAGAGAAGUCCAGAGAUGGACAUAAAGGAUAGAAAACCAACUAGAGAAUACACAAAUCGGACGCCUAAGAGCUUAUCUCCACCCAGAAAAAGAGUGCAUCAUGCCAAAUUGUCUCCAGCCGAUGACGCAUUUUUGUCUCUGCGGGCGAGGGACCUGUGAGCCUACAAAUACCAAGCCGGAGGAUUGCUUGUCUGGUUGACUGCAUUACUCAUCUAUGGAUGCUGUAUGGAUGGGAAGAUUAUUGGUAUAAACUAUGGCGGAGUGUACUUUAUCCGGUACUUGAAAAAAAGUACUUUGUGUUUAGUGGGUGAGUGGCUGAAGAAUGAUGCAAGGCGAAGACCAGAAGUCAUAACUACAAUAGUCAUAUCCACAAUAUUGCAUAAGCUGGACAUGGAUGGUACUGGAAAAGAAAACUUCCAGCACCGGUAGUUGAAAAGAGUACUUGGUAUCUUCAAUGGAUCCGUGUAUCAGGCAGCGAAGAUACAGUUAACUACAAGCAGGCACAUCCACUGUUCUAUGUCUGCAAAAAUCAGCACAUUGUACACUGUAAUAAAAAUCACAAGUACAAUAAUGUAUGUCAGAAAAAGUCAUAUGCAGCAUGAUAUGUGAUAGAGGGACCCCCCCCCCCCUCUUUUGUGUUGGUCAUUGUGUUACCAGAAUCUCAGGAAUUCUUUUGAGGUAUCUAGGGGGGAUGUGUUAGGUAACAAUAGUCUAGGGUGUUAUAGAGUAUAGGGAGAUACCUCUCUGUCACAUAUCAUGCCGGGUAUAAAAAAAAUGUACUAUUGUCUCUAUUGGAUCAGUGGAUAGCUUGAAUGUAGAGAUCAUUUUGAGUUAUGCAUCAGUGAAUCAUCUGCCGGAUCCAACUUUCAUUUACACUUCAAAGAUCAUUGUAUUUGAAUGGAGGUAUCGUAGCAAAGCAAACCAAAUAAGCAUGAAAGGAGUGUUGGAAAGGUUUGAGAAUUUGGCAGUUUUCAAAAUCCGAAACUGACUGUCAAAGUACACACUUCCCCAAAAUAUUUAAGAUUUUACAGUUCUUUGAGGGAUGAAUGUAAAAAAAAGUAGGCUCAAGUUAGUGCAGACGUUUUGUCAUGUCAAAAGUGUGAUAAAGACCGAAGUUUUUAAUUUAUUUUUAGUUCAGUGUUGCCGUUGUCUUCUGCCUAAUGACUUCUUGCAGUGGUCUAGUAUUGCAGUGUAAUAUAGUUACCUUUCGAAGUACAGGUAUUUGUUGGGCAUUCUUUUGUAUAAUUUAUUAUACUUUCAGCAGCUACAAAACUUUUGGUGUGAUUUUCACAGCUCUCUUCAAAAUCGAACCCGAGGGUGAACAUUGUAUCGCUGGGCUUCUAAAACCGUGAUUUAUAUUCCCGUAAGACACCUUCAAAUAUCUAUUCAAACAUGUACAGAAAAAGAUUGGUAUUUUUACAGUAUAACGUUAUUGUUAUUCUAGAAUGUGGACGCGAUUUUAGCACCCCUUGAUGAAAGUCUCAUCAAAAAUAAAACCCAACCCCUUUUGUUUUGAUUGUCAAAUCCGCAUGCAGGUGUUCGUGGCGAGAUUGCCCAGUAACGAAUAAGGGUUUAACAAAAUCUAGCGCUACCUUUUCAUUUUAUGAUUUCUGAAAAGUAAAUAUUUUGAGCAGAAGCCGUUUGCAAGGAUGGCAUGUCAGGAUCGUAUGUCCCCGGAUAUGUUUGCGUGAGUGAAUUUGGUUAUUUACUCGAUGAUGUAUUAUGUCGGUAAUCGCUCAGUGAUGAUGCUAUGUUGAAGGGGAAGGCGUCAUUUAUUUCAACUGCAGGGAAACUUGAGUUACGCAAAGAUUCGGUAGUGUUGGGAAUGAAGACACGAAAAUCGAUUGGAAGGUUGCGAGAUCGUGAUUUCACCGGAACAGUUUGGGGAAAUAUGGUCUAAAUGCAAAACAGCUGUGUUUGGAAUAUAGAGAGUAAUUUAUAUUAUAAAUUGGUGAAUGAUGACACUUGAGGAACAGUGGACAGAUCUAUAGCUGUGAUUUUAGGCACGUUCUUAGGCUGUAUUUAUGAGCAAAUUAAUCGAUAUGAAUAGGAAGUAAGGCCGGAAGUGAACAAUGGAAAUCGGUUCAAAUUUUGACAAGCGUUUGUAUUUGCUUGCAAUCGGGGACUCCCUAUUUGUCCCUCUUUUGUUUUUACUCUAACUUUUUAGGAAGAACUCUCAUAUAGGAAGACCUCGCCAAAUUGGGGACCUUCGAGAAUUGGGGACCCUAUUGUCCUCUAUUAAUCAACGUCCACUAUUGCAUGCAGAAACAAACUCUUCAUUUCUUGUCUGUGUCUCUUCUUGGCAGAGGAACGCUGUCUCCAGGUGAAAAACGAGUCUACUUAUUAUUAGACUACUGUCAAUUCUUUUGGGGGGAAAAAGAGAGAAAACAAACGAAACAUAAUUCUGUGUCAAUAAAGACGGAAAGAGUCUAGCCAGUUUGGCAGGCUACUUGAAUGCACGCUGAAGACAAGAACCAAAUGAUCGCAUUUCGACCAGGCAGAGAUUUGAAACGGAGAUUAUUGAGGAGUUGAUAAAUGAAACACACCCCGCUGCUUCUGCAGAGGCACCACGCUGUUUGGAUUGCUGCUCCACCGCGUCAGUUGGCGGCAAUGAAACAAACCAUAGACUGAGAAGAUGUGCGUAAUUGAAUGCGUGUAGGUACACCCGCUUGCUUUAAAGGCAUAUCUUUUUUGCAGUUAUCUCAACAGUAACCUACCGAAUUAUUAUCAAAAAGCUUACUCGGAUUAAAGCUCGUGCUGGUACUGAACACCACGUGAAAUUACUGUCUGGCUUGCUGUCAUUUAGAAGAAGUCAAGGUAAAUCAGGUGAUUUUUUUUACGGUCAGUCAAUUAACCGAUUUGUGGAAAUUAAGAGUGCUACGGACGAAUCGUGUUUCGUGUUCAAAAUGUUGUGCAUGAUGGGUUUUUCACUUUUUUUCUCGUAAAGUGUAGUAUCCACUGAGCUGAAACUUCAACGGGCUAGGUUUUGAACAUUCUUAAGUUCUUUGGAUUUUGAGUGGUGUUAUUAUUGGAAACAAACAAAAUUCAUGAAAAGCAAAUGAUCUUAUAUUAUAUGUCUUUACACCAGACGAGAAAGAUAUCAAAGAAUAAUGCGCCAGUUGUCAGACGCACCUCUGCUCAGACUUGGUGCCAGAUUUGUCAUUUUCCCUCGCACAUUGCCUUUGCCUUGGCGUUGAUACAGCGCAGUCGUGACGUCAGCACCCCUUCAUGUAACACACACGCUCAAUAGCAUCCCGACGUUAUACCAGCUGCCCAUUUGGAUAUUAUUCUAAAGGUGUUACGUUAUUGGAAGUGUCUCUCAUUCGCAGUACCAUUUCUGUUGAUUGUGCGACGGUAGCACAGUAUUAAAUAAUUCCACAGUUUCAUAUCUGUAUAAAAUUUGAAACGAAGUGUAUUUAUAAAUUUUUGCAUUGAUUAACUGAUUUUUUUAUUUGUAAAAAAAAUGGAAUUUCCGACUUCUUUUUUUUAAAUGAAUUCAUUUUGUAAAAAUGAUAUUGACUGUUCUGUUAGCAUCUGAAACUGCAGUUUAACUUUGAACUUAUAGAUUUAGUACCAUCACAUAAAAAAUAUGGUUAGAUGUACGCACAACGUCUUUUUAACGCGUGAUAUCUGAUAAAUUAUCGUUAGUACUUGCUUACAUCUAUAUCGAAGGUCUUCCUUUUCAACAAUAUACUGCUGGUGAAAAUGUCGAUUUUCUCAUUUUUAUCUGUAAAGAAAAUGAUAGAAACAAUUUUUUAAAUUAGAUUUUUAUGACGUGUUGUUUUCCAUUAGCAAUUUUUAAAUAUUUUGGACAAUCUGUGUUUUUUUUGUACAUAUUAUUUUGUUCUCUGUGAACACUUAAAUUAAAUUAUUUGUAGCUUUGGCCUCUGUCAUUAACCAUUCCUGCCAUGCCAUGUAGGUUAUACUGAUGUAGGUAAUAAUGUGCAUGGGUUCCGUGUGCUUUGGAAGAUUCAAGCAAUAAACAUUGGAUCGUGUCCAAGGGCUCUUCAGAA